This is a messenger RNA of Camelina sativa (false flax), 2075 nucleotides long. RefSeq names its product BTB/POZ domain-containing protein At3g22104. Lineage: Eukaryota; Viridiplantae; Streptophyta; Magnoliopsida; Brassicales; Brassicaceae. Gene Ontology annotation, molecular function: protein binding. The record is from RefSeq and is a predicted model, not a curated record.
AGAGAGUCAGAAUAGGUCUCCCCCUCUCUCUCUCUCUCUCUCUCUCUUUGGUCUUUGUACAUUAUAACACACAGUGAACAGAGUGGUGUUUGUUUGAACACGCCUUUGUUGCUCUUGGUCUCUUUAUUAACUCUCUCUAAAAGAACCCACCACUAAUUUUGUGGGUGCUUCACCGAUUGACUUGACAGACACAUCUAAAGAGAAGAGAAGACUUUACUUAUAUCUCAAAAAUCUGACAAUCAGAAAACCAACAAAAGUUUUCUUGCUUCUUUGCUCUUUGUCUUCUUUCUCUUCUCAGCAUAAAAUCCACAUCUCUCUCUCUCUACUGUUUCCUCACUUCUUUACCUUUUGGGGGGAAAAAAAUCAAGAAAGCUAUAGAGAGGUGGCUACUAUGGAAGCUUGUUGCUCUGAUCUUGAAGUUGACAUCAAUGGAGAAGAAACUCUCUUUCUCAAUAAGCAAAUCAUAUGUGCUUAUUCUGCAACAUUCAAGAGGCUUCUUGGGAAAUCAACUUGUUCCAAUGGGAAUCUCAAGGUAAUCUUUAAUGAUUUCCCCGGUGGAGCGGAGAGUUUCGAGCUUGUAUCGAGGUUUUGCUACAGUAACGGUAGAUUAGCUGUGAUGCCCUCGAAUGUAGUCCUUAUGCAUUGUGCUGCUAAGUUCAUGGAAGUCUCUAAAGUCUUGGAACAAACAGAGAAGUGUAUGGAAGAGAUUCGGUAUUGGUCUUGGCCAGAGCUUCUUCUCAGUCUAAAACAGUGUCAAGAAGUUGAAACAUCGUCUGAAGCUGAGUCUUUAGCCGCGAAGUUGAUGGAUGCGUUAGUGGAGAAACUGUGUUUAGCCGUUGAAAUGAGUCCUUCUAGUGCUGCUUCUGCUUGUUCACCAGAUAGCAGCUUGUUUCGGUUUUCUUGUGACAGUAAAAGCACUGAGAGUUUCAAGAAUAGCUCUGUUCGGUUAACGUGGUGGUUUGAUGAGGUUCUUGUUUUAAGUCCUGGUUUGGUUGACAUGUUCUUGAAGCUUAUGGUAUCGAGAAAAUUUGAUAAUCUCAUCAUAAGUAGGUUCUUGUUCUAUUACCAGAAGGUCAAGUUUUGCUCAGCGACUUCUCAUGAGAAAAGAAAGAUUCUUGAAACCAUCAUCGAUACUCUUUGUGUCUUAGAUCAAAGCUGUGUCCCUUGCAAGGGCCUUUUUGGAUUUUUGAGGCUUGCUCUUGGAUUGAACAUAAACAAGAGUACUAUGAACAAGCUGGAGCUUAUGAUAGGUAACCAACUGGAUCAAGCAACACUAGACAAUCUUCUUGUUCCAUCUCCAUCGAAGUCUAGUCACUUGUACUAUGUGAAUCUUGUUAUUAGAUUCACAAAAGCUUUCCUCGACGGAGCAAGAGGAGGAUUGCAGUUGAAGAAAGUCUCAAGCUUGAUUGAUCAAUACAUAGCUGAAGUAGCACCUGAUCAUUGCUUGAAACCUUCAAAGUUUCUGUCUCUCCUCACACUUGUUCCAGAUACAGCCAGAGAAUCACACGAAGAAAUAUAUCGUGCUAUCGAUAUGUAUCUCGAGGCUCACACUGGAUUAACCAAUGGCGAAAAACUCAGCCUGAUACGAACAUUAGCUUACGAGAAGCUUUCAGGAGAAUCAAGAAGUAAAAUAUCGCGUAACCCGAAGUUUCAGGUAAUUGAGACACUAGAUGAACAACGAGAACAGAAGCAGCUCAUACUCCAAAUGGAGAAGGUUGAGAUUUCAGGAGAUAACGAGAAGCUGAAAGAACAUAUUGAAGGGAUUCAGUGGAGGGUUAUGGAGUUAGAGAGAGCGUGUUUGAAAAUGCAGAAUCAAAUGGAAGUUAUCAAGAAGAGAUCCAAGAACUCGAGCAAAGGAAGCAACAGAUCGCUUCCUAAGCUCUGUUCUUGAUUACUGAAGCCGUAGCUUAUGAUGAUAUUUGUACAUAGAGUAAUAGAGAGCAUAAGGAGUCAAUUAUAGUUACAAUCUCUUUCUCAUGUUUCAAAGUACUGUAUGUAUGUAUCUUUCCUAGUGUUGUUUACUGCCACAAAGUUGUGCGUAAGAAAAAGUAAAGAAAAGAUUCGUUUUCUAUGCA